AUGUCUUCCAAAUCCAAGGAGGGUCAGUCAUCAGGUGGCUUCCACCAGGAGUACAUUGCGUCUCUCCGCUAUCGCAAUGAUCUCCCUCCCCCCGACAUGCCCCCCAAGUUCCUUGACAUCCCACAUGAGGGCUUGAGCCGCUUCCUUACCCCCGGUUUCGCCUCAAAUCUGGCACGCCGCGAGGAGCCCAACAUUGAAGUUGAUGCGGAAGGUGGAAUGCCAAUUGACCUUGUCGGUAUUCCGGGGUUACAUUUGGGCGAUGAGAGUGCUAUUAUGGCACCCGAGAAUCCUCAGCCCAUGGACCCCGCUGAUCUUCCCCUUCUCAUGACUAUUGAGCAACUCCGAAACCCUGCCCCAAGGAAUACCAAUGUCAGUUUCCUCCGCCGUACACAGCACAUCGGUGUCGACCGCAGCGCUGGAGAUGGCUCCCGCCCUGCACCCAUUAAAACACAAUCACGCACCGCGAAGAAAGGAAAGCCUCCUGUGGAUGACCCGAAGCAUGUUAAGAAGUUCAUCCAAAAAGGAUUCGAUAUCGCCUACCCCCAAAGCAAGCACACCGGAGAUGACACCGACAGCCAAAUCCGUGGUCUUCCUGCCACAAAGGCAGAACUUGAUGCCUGGGCUAAUCCCAUUCACCCUGAAAACCCGAAGCUGAAGCCAGUCGGUUUCUUCCCUGUGAUGCCUGACCUGGAAGGAUUCCCAGACCCUGGUGGUUACCUUCAAUUCAAGUUCGACAAGGCGCCUUUGCCAGCCAUCGCAGGGAAGCGGGACAGACGUAUGGAUGUUGGUAUUCUGACACCAGUCGCGCCUGAGGAGCGCGUUUGCCAGGAGCAUGAAUCUAAGUUGAAUCUUCACCACACGAACCCUGCUCUCUACCCCCACCCUGGCCCAAUCCCAUAUGACUACCAGCUCUUCCUUCCAGAGAAGCCCCAAUCUGUUAAGAACAUUGACGCAAGCAUGAACCUGUCCAACCCAAACCGAGACAGCGAAGACCUCUACACCAACGAAACCGCCGAUGGCCACAAGUUCCACCGUUAUGAUCGUAUCCGUACCUAUGCCACCAGUGCUCAGGUCUUCAACACGGAACAAAAGGACAUUGCACUGACGCUCUUCAAGCCCAAGGAUGGCGACACCAGACAAUUGGCCGCUUAUUACUAUCCGAUCUCAGGCAAGGCCCGCCUCAAGCCGGAGCGUGCCCGCACCAUUGCGCAGGCUGGACUUGCUCCCACUGCCACUGAAGAGGCGGAGGAAAAGGUUGACCAGAUGCAGGUGGUGAUGCGUGACCCCAACGAAGCUGAAAUCUACAAGCGUGCUUUGACCCGUCUGCGCAUUGAUCCGAAGUUUGCAAGCAAUAUGCCACCGGAGCCUGCUCAGGAAGAGGAACACGCAUUGGAGAACGAGGACGCAGAGAAGCCGGCCGAUGAGGAUACUCACAUGAGCGAUGAUGAGUAG
Messenger RNA from Penicillium griseofulvum, 1452 nucleotides. RefSeq lists its product as uncharacterized. Gene Ontology annotation, cellular component: Cdc73/Paf1 complex. Gene Ontology annotation, biological process: transcription elongation by RNA polymerase II. Bases 1 to 1452 code for a protein of 483 amino acids. The transcript has 2 exons. Lineage: Eukaryota; Fungi; Ascomycota; Eurotiomycetes; Eurotiales; Aspergillaceae. Gene Ontology annotation, molecular function: chromatin binding; RNA polymerase II complex binding. The record is from RefSeq and is a predicted model, not a curated record.